CUUAAAUUAUAUUUUCAUCAUCCUUUUCUUUGCAAUAUGUCGCAAGCCACCCAGAAAGCCAAUCCUGAGCUUGCCGACCAAUCGCUUCAUAACCGUUUUCGAGGCUUCGCUGCUGGCGUUGCUUCUGGAGUCACCAAGUUGACUGUCGGUCAUCCUUUUGAUACCAUCAAAAUUCGUAUGCAAACCUCGGGCGCCUCUGAGGGACGAUUCAAAGGUCCUUUGGAUUGCUUGCUAAAAACCGUGCGAAACGAAGGCGUUCGAGCACUGUACAAGGGAGCUACUCCGCCUUUGAUUGGAUGGAUGUUUAUGGAUAGUUUGAUGUUGGGCACACUCCACAAUACACGGAUGAUACAACAGAAAUGGAAUGGAGAUAAGCCGUUGACUAUAUUUCAGCACGGGUUAGCUGGAUUGGCCGGUGGAUUGACGGUCUCGUUCGUGGCGACACCGGUCGAACAGAUCAAAUCGAGAUUACAAGUACAAUACGAUGCAAACACCAAAGUAUAUAGUGGCCCCAUCGAUUGUGCACGACAAUUAAUACGUAAUAAUGGCGUUCCCGCACUGUGGACGGGUCUUUUACCAACAAUGCUUUUCCGAAGCUGGUUCUUCGUUUUCUGGAGUUCUUACGAGGUGUUUACACGACAAUUGAAAAAAGCGAAUUUUUCUGAUGGCACCGUUACGUUUCUUGCGGGUGGUUUAAGUGCCACCGCAUUCUGGUUGGGCGCUUUUCCGUCAGAUGUGGUCAAGAAUCGAUAUAUGACACAACCUGACGUAACUCCGCGUCGAUUUCCCAAUGCAAUGUCGGUCGCCCGAUUUGUAUACCAAACCGAAGGGUUGCGAGGCUUCUACAGAGGAUUCUUGCCGUCCUUCCUUCGCGCGUUUCCUACCAAUGCUUCGGCUGAUUUGAAUAAUCGUCUUUUGUUUGCUGUUCCCAAGAAGGGUCGUCUUUACGAACAAUGCCUUCAGUUGCUCAAGGAGUCCGAUAUCCAUUUCCGUCGCAACAGUCGUCAGGACAUUGCAUUGAGCACGAGUCUUCCAGUGGCUCUGAUCUUCUUACCUGCUGCGGAUAUUCCCAAAUACGUUGCCGAAGGCAAUGUCGACUUGGGUAUUACUGGUCAGGACAUGGUGAUGGAAAAUGAAGUGGAGGACAAGGUCCGUGAAGUUCUUCAACUCGAUUUCGGCAAGUGCCGACUGUGUCUGCAAGUGCCAGUGAACAGUGAAUACAAGUCUCUCCAAUGUGUUUCUGGCAAACGUAUUGUCACCAGCUUUGACGGAUAUGCACGCAAAGUGUUUGAAUCUAUCGAUCGGGAAACGGGCAAAAAUACCACCAUCAGCUAUGUUUCCGGAUCCGUCGAAGCCGCAUGUGCAUUAGGUCUUGCUGACGGCAUCAUCGAUCUUGUUGAAUCUGGUGAAACAAUGCGUGCAGCUGGUCUCCACGAUAUCCACACGCUUAUGGAAACUCAGUCGGUAUUGAUUGCCAACAAGAACACAAAGCACAACGAUUUGGUGGAAAAAAUUACGUCCCGUAUCCGCGGUGUGAUUACCGCCAACCAAUUCGUCCUUUGUACAUAUAAUAUUGAACGCAAGAACUUGACCAAAGCCGUUCAGAUCACUCCCGGUCGUCAGGGCGCUACCGUCUCCAGUUUGGAUUCGCACGAAGGAUGGGUUGCUGUCUCGGCCAUGAUCGCCAAGAAAGCCAAGGGCGAUAUUAUGGAUAAACUCACUGAAGUCGGCGCAACCGACAUCCUUGUUAUGGCCUUCACCAAUUGUAGAGUUUAGAGAUAUUUCCAAUAUGUACCCAUCAAUUUUUGUCACUUUCAAAAACUUGUAUUCAUGUAUCUAUCCAAAGUGAAAAAAAUAUGAUCCUUCAUUUAUAAAGAAAUAGACUGUAUGUAAAAGAC
This is a messenger RNA of Radiomyces spectabilis, 1898 nucleotides long. Its product is annotated as mitochondrial carrier domain-containing protein. Gene Ontology annotation, cellular component: cytoplasm. The transcript is spliced from 11 exons. NCBI's taxonomy places the organism in Eukaryota, Fungi, Mucoromycota, Mucoromycetes, Mucorales, Radiomycetaceae. The record is from RefSeq and is a predicted model, not a curated record. Gene Ontology annotation, molecular function: ATP phosphoribosyltransferase activity; magnesium ion binding. The coding region runs from base 37 to 1776 and encodes 579 amino acids. Gene Ontology annotation, biological process: L-histidine biosynthetic process.